Messenger RNA from Pipistrellus nathusii (Nathusius's pipistrelle), 969 nucleotides. The record is from the annotation of a GenBank genome assembly. NCBI's taxonomy places the organism in Eukaryota, Metazoa, Chordata, Mammalia, Chiroptera, Vespertilionidae.
AUGAGUUCCAAGUCAAAAUCCAUAGGGGUCAUCGGAGCUCCUUUCUCAAAGGGACAGCCUCGAGGAGGAGUGGAAGAAGGCCCUAAAGUUCUGAGAAAGGCUGGCCUGCUUGAGAAGCUUAAAGAACAAGAGUGUGACGUGAAGGAUUAUGGGGACCUGCCCUUUGCCGAUGUCCCUAAUGACAGUCCAUUUCAAAUCGUGAAGAAUCCAAGGUCCGUGGGAAAAGCCAAUGAGCAGCUGGCCGGCGUGGUGGCAGAAGCCAAGAAAAAUGGAAGGGUCAGCGUGGUGCUGGGUGGAGACCACAGUUUGGCCAUCGGAAGCAUCUCCGGCCACGCCAAGGUCCACCCGGAUCUCUGUGUCAUUUGGGUGGAUGCUCACACGGAUAUCAACACUCCACAGACAACCUCAAGUGGGAACUUGCAUGGACAGCCUGUGUCUUUCCUCCUGAAGGAACUAAAGGGAAAGAUCCCUGAUGUACCAGGAUUCUCCUGGGUGACGCCCUGCAUAACUGCCAAAGAUAUUGUGUAUAUUGGUCUGAGAGACGUGGACCCUGGGGAACACUACCUUUUGAAAACUCUGGGUAUUAAGUACUUUUCAAUGACUGAAGUGGACAGACUGGGAAUUGGCAAAGUGAUGGAAGAAACACUCAGCUACCUACUAGGAAGAAAGAAAAGGCCAAUUCAUCUGAGCUAUGAUGUUGAUGGAUUGGAUCCAUCUGUCACACCAGCUACUGGCACACCAGUCAUCGGGGGUCUGUCUUACAGAGAAGGUCUCUACAUUACAGAAGAAAUUUGCAAAACAGGGCUACUGUCAGGAUUGGACAUAAUGGAAGUGAAUCCAUCUCUGGGGAAGACACCAGAAGAAGUAACUCGAACAGUCAACACAGCAGUAGCAAUAACCUUGUCUUGUUUUGGAGUUGCUCGAGAGGGUAACCAUAAGCCUAUCGACUACCUUAACCCACCAAAGUAA